Messenger RNA from Siniperca chuatsi (mandarin fish), 4425 nucleotides. RefSeq names its product nuclear receptor ROR-beta-like. NCBI's taxonomy places the organism in Eukaryota, Metazoa, Chordata, Actinopteri, Centrarchiformes, Sinipercidae. Gene Ontology annotation, cellular component: nucleus. Gene Ontology annotation, molecular function: nuclear receptor activity; zinc ion binding; RNA polymerase II cis-regulatory region sequence-specific DNA binding. The record is from RefSeq and is a predicted model, not a curated record. The transcript has 10 exons. Gene Ontology annotation, biological process: regulation of transcription by RNA polymerase II. The coding region runs from base 473 to 2053 and encodes 526 amino acids.
CUGCGCGCCCCCGCGAGUGCUGCGAGAGGAGCUGUCGGCAGUGAGAUCAUGGGAGAGUCCACGCUUGGAGAAAGUAGGUUAGCAGGGUAGACUGAGAGGAAAGCAAGCGGAGAGUCAGAGCGCAGAGGGGGGGCACCGAACACCGCGCGUCCACCGUGGGACUAUUCUGUCAAAAAAGUUGAGCCAAAUCUAUUCGCCAGUAACAGCUACCAUGCGAUCCAAAGCGACUUUCUUCACUCUUUCAUUUCGCUCGGACUUGACAGAGCGAUAGAGGAGAGGAGUUUCGGGUAGUUUUUUCCCCCUUUUUUAUUUGGUCGUGCUUAACGAGAGCUGUCUACAGCCGGGACGAAGUUAAUAUUUACAGAGCCAGUUCACCCUGGCUCCAGCGCAUUAUUCUCCUCUCUCCUGUCACCUACAUGAACCACAUGUAGUCGAGUUUUCACCGUCCAGCCUAGAAAAAGAAAACAUCAAAAUGAGAGCUCAGAUUGAGGUCAUCCCCUGCAAGAUCUGUGGGGACAAGUCCUCAGGAAUCCACUAUGGAGUCAUCACCUGCGAAGGCUGCAAGGGUUUCUUCCGUCGCAGCCAGCAGAACAAUGCCAUGUACUCUUGUUCCCGCCAGAGGAACUGCCUGAUCGACCGAACUAACCGUAACCGCUGCCAGCACUGCCGCCUACAGAAGUGUCUGGCUUUGGGCAUGAGCAGAGAUGCGGUCAAGUUUGGUCGUAUGUCCAAAAAGCAGCGUGACAGCCUCUACGCUGAGGUGCAAAAACACCAGAAGUCCCAGGAGUGUGUGGGCUCCGGAGGCGUGGGGGCUACUGCUCUGUCCUUACCCAAGGAGGACGGCGUCUGUGGUGGAGGGGAAGAUGGUGAAGAGGGUCUGAGCCGGUCCUACAGCAGUGGGGGCUCCAGCUCCACCCUCAGCGACCUUGAUGACCUGUUCGACCUGCCACUGACCCCCGAGGACGCCAGCGAGUACUGCAGCCUGGAGCUGCUCGGCGGAGGAGCCAGCACCGGGAAUACCUCCAACUCAUCGUCCGCUUCUUCCUCUUCCUCAUCCUUGUCCAAUCAGAAUUCCCCGCAGCAGACUAUGCUGGACGGGGCAGACAGCAACGGGAUCCAGCUCCUGCACACACACUCUCACACGCAUCCGCUGCUGGCACACACACAUGCACUGCUGGACCAUCUGCCUGAUGACUGCUCGACAACAGACCUUGAGCGCAUCACUCAGAGUAUUGUUAAGUCUCACUUGGAGACGUGUCAGUACAGCGCUGAAGACAUGAAGAGAUUCACCUGGGUACAAUACACACCUGAGGAAACACGUGCUUUUCAAAACAAGUCAGCAGAGUGGAUGUGGCAGCAGUGUGCACACCACAUCACCAAUGCCAUUCAGUAUGUGGUGGAGUUUGCCAAACGCAUUGCUGGCUUCAUGGAUCUGUGCCAGAAUGAUCAGAUUAUAUUGCUGAAAGCAGUAUCUUGGGCACUCUCUGUUCAUCCCUCCCCCUUCCUCCUCUUUCUUCAUCCCUCCAUGUCUUUGCCUCUAUCUGUGGCUACGCUUUCAGGCUGUCUGGAAGUCCUGCUGAUACGUAUGUGCAGAGCGUUCAACGUCAACAACAGCACCAUUUUCUUCAAUGGAAAGUUUGCCCCGGCUCAGUUCUUCAAAGCACUUGGUUGUGAGGACCUGGUCAGUGCAGUGUUUGACCUGGGAAGAGGACUUUGCCGUCUACAGCUCUCUGAUGAAGAAAUGGCUCUGUUUAGUGCUGCCGUCCUUCUAUCUCCUGAUCGACCCUGGCUAACAGAAGGCCAAAAGGUUCAGAAACUCCAGGAGAAAGUCUACCUGGCUCUGCAGCACAGCCUACAUAAGAGUGGUGCUUCUGACGAGAAACUGGACAAGAUGGUGUCCAAGCUGCCCAUAAUGAAGUCUAUCUGUAACCUCCACAUUGACAAACUCGAGUUUUUCCGUUUGGUCCACCCAGAGACCGCCUACAGUUUCCCACCACUAUACCGGGAAGUGUUUGGCAGCGAGAUGUCUCUGCCGGACUCCACCGACAGCUAGACAGACAGAUAGACAAACGAGAGAGAGAUGGAGAGAGUGUAUUAAGAGGUAGGGAAGCAAAAGGAGAGACAGAGUAGGAUAGAUGUUGAAGCACAACAACCAGCAGUUAAGAGACAAUCCAGGACUUUAAAUACUCCGUCUCCCAUGAUCCCAAAGUAGUCCUCCACUUUCCCAGCAGGCAAAGCACCUUACACUACAGACCACACAUGCUCAUGGUCCUCUGCAUAUUGUAGCAUUAACAACAAACGGAUGGGCAUCGUAAUAAUAACACAGCUGCCCACUAAGCACGAGACAGCUCCAAGCUCUAACACUUGUUGAACAUCAGAUCCACUGUGGAUCACCCAACCAGUUAUGAAUGUACCUCAUCGAUAAGCACCAGUGCACAAGCCAGAACCUAACAACAGUGAAUGUACAACCCUGCCACUCUGAGACAGAGUUUUACACAUAGUAUUAGAAUGAAGUCUUGUUGAUCAACAGGCCUCACUAUUAAUACAGCUCUCAGUCAAUAUUUCUCUCUAUAUUAAUACAUCUCAGUAUGGUGCGCAUGCGUAUUCAUACAGACAAUAUCCUUGUACUGACCAUCAUUUAGGGACCAAGAUCAUGAGUCAUUUUCUCUGAUAUAAAAAGAAACACACAGAUACGAUAUGGCUCACGGCUAAAGCUGACCUCCUUAAUCAGCUGAGAACCGGUCUCCCACACAUUUAGACAGUGUUCGGUGCUGCCUCUUUGUAGGCUCUUGUAAUGCAAUGAGAAACCUCAGUCCCACACACCCCUUUCCUUGUAAAUGCCACUUAGAAACAGGACAAGAUGAAAUUAUCUUUAAUUUAUAUACACAUUUAUAAACAAAUAUUUUAAAUAAGAAUGUAAAUAGAUGACUAUAUAAGUAUAUAUAUAGUAUAAGACUAUAUGGAGAGAGUUAGAAUGUGUGAGUCAGUUCAGAGAGAGAGGGAGAGAAAAGUGGAUAGUAAGGUGUGGGGGGGGUGGAUUUUUCACGAAAGCUGAUAUUUGGACUCAAAUCUUUUUCUGGACAAUUUCCUCUCUUGACAGUACUCUCAGGUUUCCAUGGCAACAGCCCCCUCUUGCCCCAAAGGCAAACCCAGCGGGGUUAGGCAUGGUCAUCACGCAAGCGAUGGAGUGGACGCAGUAGGGGAGGCAGCCUACCCAAACAAAGGCAGAAAAACAUUGCCUUUGUCUUGUCCCCCCCCCUGCCUAAAGAGACACAAGAGGACAAACGGGACAAGGAAAAGAGAAAGCAAGGCAAAAGAUGACUUAAUGAACUGUAUAAUAAAAUGGGAUACACAGGGUUUCCCCACCUGUUUCUAACCAGCAGUCAGUACAGUAGGUGAAGUAUAACUGUCUUUCACUCAUAAUGUCUCAGUUGGUUAAAGGCCGGGACAACGAUGACGAUGUAUCAUAAACCCUCCUCACUGGUUGGAGCAACUGUAUUAUUUUGUACAUUUGCUGUUCCUCUCUCCUUUAGUCCCAAACCCAACACUUGUCUGAAUACGAAGCACUUAAACUUUAUCCUCUUUUUCACUGGACACUAGUCUAAGGCCAGACAGAGCUACCAGCUGCCCCCCUGAGUUGGGCCUCAAUGCCAGUAAGACUUAAUAGUUUUCAGUCAAUCUGUUGUAUUAGUUUUGUUUUUUAAUCCAUAUCUGUCACACAAGGUCACGCAUAACUGUUUACAUUUUUCAUGUACAUAAAUAACUUUCUGAAGGUUGCUAUAGCAUUGAGAUGAUGAUGAUAAUGUCUUACUUGGGGUGCUGUGAAGUUCUUGUGCAGAGUCUGAGGACCUGCUGCCUGCCACUCAGGGAGCUAGCUGUGAUCUCUUGUCCCUUUAUUACCAGUGUCGUCUUUUAGCCUUGUGCUCCUCACACCUUUGCACCUAAGAUGAGACCCAUAACCAUAAUCACUGUGGUCGUAAGUUCUAUUUUUGUGAAUGUUAGUCACAAAGUGUCAAAGCCCUUCCUGUUUGUCCUAAUAUUGUAACAUGAAAUUUACAAGACAUAGGAAUAAAAAAAAGAAUCAGUUAGAGUCAAAGAUGAAUUUCAGUAUUGGGGUUUAAUGUUUCUUUUGCUGUGAUUUUCAUUUAUUUGUCAGUCUUUUAUCCACCUUUUUCUUUUCGUGUCUCCACUUUUGUCUUGUAAAGUCAGUGAUCUAAUUUUUUUAAUUGAAGAAAGAUUAGGAAAAGUACAAACAAAAAAGAAUAGUUUGUCUCCCUUCUCUUUCCCUGUAUGACGAAAUGUACAAGAGGUAUAUUACUAGUCUAAGAGUAACUGAGUCACACAGCGCGAUAUAUAUUGUUGCCCAAUGGGAUACAUUAUAUGUGGUUUUAAGAAUGUAAUAAAGGGUUUCUUUUUCUUUUGAAA